AUGGUCAUACCUUACUGUAUUAUAUCUUUUCUACCAAUUUUGAUUCUAUCAUUGACAACAAAUGAUGUUAGUGGCCAAAAUUUCAAUCAGUUUCAUCGGUUUCUGAAUCGUCGUCAGAGCUUUUGGAAACAUUCUACAGAACUAUCAGAUUCAAGUAUCCCACUGUAUCAAUGGGAUGAAACGGAAUAUCCGUACAUGCCUAUUGAUCACUUCACAUAUCGAAAUAGUGACCACUUUGCACUCAGGUAUUUAACAAAUUACUCAUAUUUCGAAUGCUCUGGACCUUUGUUUUUUUAUGCUGGUAAUGAAGGAUCUAUUGAAGGAUUUGCAGUAAAUACGGGUAUUAUGUGGAAUUUAGCACUUUCAUUUAAAGCUGCUCUCGUAUUCGCAGAACAUCGCUAUUACGGAAAAUCGAUGCCUUUUGGAAAUGACAGUUACACGUAUGUAACAAAAUUGGGAUAUUUGAGCGCCGCUCAAGCCUUAGCUGACUUCGCUGAGUUAAUUUACUACUUGAAAAUGGAUAUAAGCAAGUAUGGCCACUGUCCUCAAGAUACAGAAAUACCUGUAAUUGUAUUUGGUGGGUCUUAUGGUGGAAUGCUUGCUGCAUGGCUCCGCAUGAAAUAUCCUCAUAUUGUUAAUGGAGCCUGGGCGUCAUCUGCCCCAGUGAGAAAUUUUGAUGGGUCAGGCGUCAGUCCAGACCUAAUGAGUAAUAUUACUACACGUGUAUACGUGGACAGUGGAUGUAGUAGAGAUGCGUUUUCCAAAGGAUUUGAAGCCAUUAAACAGCUUUCUAAUUCAGAUAGUGGAAUUAAAGCACUGAACGAAAUAUUCCACGCAAAACCUGGCUAUGAGAUGCAGAGUGCAAAGGAUUUCGAGGAUCUUUACGACUACAUAACAGCUGCUAUUUUCUAUAUGGCUAUGACUGAUUACCCUUACCCAGCUGACUUUCUUGAAGCUUUACCUGCAUUUCCGGUUAAGUAUGCCUGUACAUUUGCUAAGGAAGCGCCUACAAAUGAAACAGAAUUGGCAAAACAGUUAUAUAAUGUUAUUAAUGUCUUCUAUAACUAUACCGGUGCUCUUGAUUAUAACUGCUUCACCGCAAACUGCUAUAAUUCAUAUGGAGCACUUGAUGCAGGCAGUGGUUGGGUUUGGCAGUCCUGCACAUCAAUGACAAUGCAAUUAUGUGACAGUGGUGGUGAAAAUGACUUCUUCCUAAAAACCUGUAAUGAGUCAAAAGAAAUAGAACAAAUGUUGAAAGAUAACUGCUUCUAUUACUUUAAAACGAUUGGUUAUACCGAAGACUUCUACCACACAAAAGAGCCAGCAAUACGAUAUGGCCUUACUUAUUUUGCAGCUAGCAAUAUCAUAUUUUCGAACGGUAACUUGGAUCCGUGGUCUGCAGGUGGAGUAUAUGAUGAUUCUCCUGGAAUUCAACAAGCCAAGAAAAACGGCGUUUACACAUUCUACAUGCUAGAUGCAGCUCAUCAUCUUGAUUUACGCUCACCAAACACAUGCGAUCCCCCAUCUGUCAUGUCCGCACGUCAUCAGAUAGUAAGAAUUCUACAAUGUUGGGUUUAUAAUAACUGCACAGAAUUACCAUCACCAGAAAGAUUACCCGAUAACAGUGAAUGGAAGUUACCAACGGAAUGUAAAUACAUCAAUGAGAGUUAUCCAUGGGGAUAUGAAUCAAAGGUAUGCUUUGUUUGA
Molecule: messenger RNA, 1707 nt
Organism: Thelazia callipaeda (thelaziosis nematode)
Lineage: Eukaryota; Metazoa; Nematoda; Chromadorea; Rhabditida; Thelaziidae
Source: the annotation of a GenBank genome assembly